Messenger RNA from Oryctolagus cuniculus (rabbit), 15252 nucleotides. NCBI's taxonomy places the organism in Eukaryota, Metazoa, Chordata, Mammalia, Lagomorpha, Leporidae. The record is from RefSeq and is a predicted model, not a curated record.
AUGAGGCUUCUAGCUACUCAACUUUUAUAAAGGACACCAGCAGGCUGUUGUCACUGGGUGCAGUAUGUAAAUGCAUCCCCGCAGACGGUGAAAGGAGCCUGACAGUCCUGCUGGUGUUUAUUGUGAGCAGAUCAACAAGUAUUUGGUUUGUUAGAAACCUCUCAGAGUUUAGGAAAGCAACAUUGCUUUUGCAGUCUGGUGCCUUUGGCCUUGCAGGCACUUAACCCUUGCAAGUGUGAACAGCAUUCAUCCUUGGAGCUUGGCUUGCUGAUAGUGAUGGCUGCCCUUCCGUUUACUCCUGAGGAGGAAGUUACUGAGCUGGGAAGGAUAUCCCUGUUGUCACAUUUUGAAACUUUAUAUCCACUGCAACAGAACCUGCUACUAACAGUAGGCAGAGCUUCGGAGUGAAUUCAUUCUCAGUUUGGAUCUCUUGGCUCUGAUCUUUAAUGAUGUCUGGUAAUAAGUUAAGAGCUUUUUCCCCUCCUCAGGCAAGGAAUGAGAUAGGCCUUUACUAGUAAACUGAUACUAAGUAGGGUAGUGCUUUUGCGCUGUAAACAACUUGCAUUCUGUUUUAGGAUCUAAUGUAAUGGGCAUUUGAAGAGCAACAUUGUAGUCUUUGCAUGAGGGACAGCCAGCCCGGUUAAGCCUGCUAGGCAAAGGAAAAUGAUAUCCAGGAAAAGAGAAGAGCAGCGCUAGUCGUGGAAGUGCUGUGUUGCUCCGGUAGACCAGGGAAGAUGGAGUGGUUUCAUUUCCCUGGUAUUUGAAAGACAAAAAUGGAGACUAAUAAUGCUUGGAUUUGGUUAUGACCGUGCCAGUCUGUUUACAGUUUUAUGACCACAAAGCUAAAUGGAUGAAUUUCUUUUCUUCCCCCUGGGGUCAGGAUUGAGAGAGCUACCUCCAUACUCCUCGCAGGGGGUUUAUGAGUUUGUACUGUUUAGUGAGUUUAUGUGGUUGGUAGACUGCCUGUGGCCCGGUCAGGUGAAGCAUUGCUGAGGUUAAAAUGAGCUAUUAUUUCUGGGAGGUAAAUACAAGGGAAGCAAGAUACACAAUAAAGCACAGAAGUUUAAAUUUCACACACUGCCUUGGAGGUCCUGGAUGAUAUUUUGCAGCAUAUUUUGUAGCAAAAUGUGAAUGUGUGGUUUUCAGUGCACAAAUAAAUUCAUGGUACAAUAAGUAUGAAAAAUGUACCAUGAAAGACAAUAUCUUUCCUCUCUGGAUUUCGUUUUAAGAGGGUUUGGUAAAUAGAAGUGGUACUUUGUCAAAAAAAACUCAUGUAUGCCUAUUAUGAAAAAAUCUUGCAUGGGCUUCAAAUGUUUUUGUACCAAAAUGAACUUACCUUUUUAAUCCUAUUUUGCCAUGACUUUUUUUUUUUUUUUUUUUUUGAAGUGAACCCAGGGUCCCUGAAUUGUCUUUAAGAGAAAGGUCAAAGAAAAGCCCUCUGGCCAUCAGAUUGUAUGUCUGAUAUCUGUAGAUUGCCUUAAGUUUCAACAUCCCCAAGUUGUCUGGGAGUCCUGAGAGAGGCCGUGGGUAUGAGAUUAUGAAAAUAUUAAUAAACAUUUCUCGGCUCCUAUUUUUGUUGCUAGUGUAGAAUUCAAGGACUCACAUUCCUUUUCUGUACUGUUGUGUUUUUUAUUUAUUUAUUUUUCCCAUUCUGAAAUGUCAAGUGGAUUUUGGUUUUGCACAUGCCUUGAAUGAUUGUUUCUGGUGAUGAACACAUUGUAACACCUGGCUCAUUUUGCUUCCUAUUAGAAGGUAGUCACUAAACAAGUUCAGUAGAAUGAUGAAACUCACAAAAGCAGCUCUGUGGAGGAGUUAACUCUUUAUACUAUGGUUAUCUGUAGUUUCUACUCUGAAAUGCUUCCAUACUUGCACAGGUAAAGGGACUUAGAGCAGCCUAAGGGGGUGGGAGGUAUGUUGACUUCCACUGCUAUAUAUUUUCAGAGUAAUUCACUAGUUUGCAUGGCUGCCUUCUGGAGGCAUUUAGAUCGGUGCAGCUUAAUUGCUUCAAAGAACAGAUUUAGUUCCGGUCAUACUUCCAAGGUUAUCAGAAGCAGGCCCUCCUUAUUUGGUGAAAUGCAUUGAAAACAAUAAACUGUAGAAAUCCCAAUAGAGAUAGUAAUUUUCUGUUCUAGGCUAUUAAGACUUUUUUUUUAGAAGAUAUUAAUUUUUUAGUCAUCAAUUAGGCUGUUCACAUUUUAGUUUCAUUUAAUUUAAUGGAAUAAAUUUACUUAAAAUUUCUUUAAGAAGUGUUAUAAGAAUGAGUAUAUAUAGUGUUUCAUAGAUUUUAAAAUUCUGGCUGACAACUGUAACUGGAUCAAGGUUUUAAAGAAUGCAGAAUUGUAUAAACUUGUAGAAGAAAUAAAAAGAUUGUUGUUUAGGUGAAUAAUCUAUUUCUGGCAAAUGCUUUUGAUUGCUUCUUUCAUAUAAAUAUUUAUAUGUUUUUGUGCUUGUAAAUAUGGUAACAUUUUUAAGCUUUUUUCUUAUUUGUUUAUUUUAAUUUUAUUUUUGAAAGGCAGAAAAGAGAGAGCUCCUUUCCCCUGGUUCACUCUCCAAAUGCUUGAAACAACCAGGGCUGGAUCAGGCUGAUGCCUGAAGUCAGGAGCCAGGAACUGAAUCUGGGUCUCCCACAUGGAUGGCAGGCACCUAAUUAUUUUUUUAAGAUUUAUUUUAUUUAUUUGAGAGGCAGAGUUACAUAGAGAGAGGGAGAAACGGAGAGCGAGAGAGAUCUUCCAUCUGCUGUUUUACUCUCCAAAUGGCCGCAGCCCCAAAGGGCUGGGCCGGGUUGAAGUGUGCCCAUCUUCUGACGCUUUCCCAGGCAGCUUAGCAGGUAGCUGGACCUAAAUACUUUAGCCAUCCUCUGCAGCUCCCCAGCCUGCACAUAAGCAGGAAACUGGGUUGUAAUUAGAGUAGCUGAGGUUCGAAUCCUGGCACUCUGAAAUAGAAUGUGGGUGUCCAAAUGAACGACUUAACUGCGAGACCAAAUGCCCACCUGAGUAACGUAUUUUAUGACCCUCUGUAAGGUCAUUUGUAAUGUGGACCUUUCAGACUAAUGAAGUGUAGGUAUUUGUACUACAUAUUACUACCAUCAUGAACAUGCUGAAACAUGGUUAGAAUUAUUACAACAAGCAUUAUAUUUUGUUUGAUAUCAAAGCACAAAUGUGUCAUUGAUUUUUCUAUAAUUUUGAAGGCAUCCCAUUUGUGGAGUAAAGAAAACACAAUGAUAAUUGCCAAAGUGUAAGCAAUACUGGUGGUCUACCUGAAAGCUACUUUUCAGAAAAUUUAUUGUAGUAUAAUCAGAGUUUGAGACUUAAAGGGGCAGAGAUUUGCCUAAUUACAGUGUUUUGACCUAAGAGAAACUCUCUCUCUCUCCUCUCUCUCUCUCUCUCUCUCUCUCUCUCUCUCUCUCUCUUUUUUUUAACCACUUAGAUACCCUUUAACCUAAUGGGCUUCCAGGGAGUAUUUAGCAGAAGUUUUCAGUGGUAAUUAUGAGCGCUGCUAACUUAUGUCACUUAAACUUCUAAUGCUCAAAGUCCAUGUAUUUUCUUGUCACUGCAAGUGACAGCCUUCACUGUGCCCUUGGCUUUGGCCUCCUCUCCCCUAAGUUUCCUGGUCUUUCCUGACCAUCGCAUCAAGAUUAUUUGGGCCAUCUUUCUUGACAGUCUUCAGUACUAAUUAAUAUUCUAUUCUGUUGCUCUGCUGUGCUUUUAAAGUGUUAACUAUUCCAUCUGUAGCAUAUAUGACUGUGUAAAACAUUCUAUGGAUUUUCUUGUAUGUUGUUGGUCUGUUUUUUGCAAGGCAUCCGCACUGUCUUACUUUCCUCCUUGUGUUUCUUCCUUCACAUGGAAUUUAGUUAAUAAUCUGAACUCUCUUUAUUACCCUAACUAGUGUAGCAACACGGAUGCUUUUGUAAUAACUAGGCAUACCAACAUGAGAGUAAAUUAAUAUUUUACAGCCUUUGCAUCAUGUUUGACUGUUCUCUGCACUUUAGCAGAAUAGGAGGAGACAGUAAUGUGAACUCUAUAAAGUCUUAUCUGCCAGGUAAUAUGUAAAUAGGAUUGUGUGCACACACGUCGAUAUCUAAACACUCUCCCAACUGUGAACCCUUAAAGCCGGUCUGCACAUCCACCGUACCUGCAGCUUGUUUGCAGACGAGUAUCCAGUGUUUUCAUGAGACAUUGGAGGUCCUACCAGAUAAAAUCAGGACACCGCCUCUUCACCCCAGCCCUCAGAAGAAGUGCUGUGAAAGAUUAAAUCAAAUCGCCAUUUCGCUUUGCCUUUAUUUAUAUUUGAAACUUAGCAAGAUUCUUGGUGGAGGGAUGGUGUCGUCUAAGGAAUUGAAAGGCAUUAUACCUACAGCAGUGUGCCUUGCUUGUCUGUACACCCAGGUUAAACAUGGGGGAACCCAGGACUGCAGAAAUGACUUCGUUUGUGUAGCGGUCCCAAUCAUGCAAUAGCUAUUUAAAUAAAGGCUUGGUGAAUGGAUUAGUUAGAAGGAAGAAUACUUUGGCCACUAUUCAUUACUUUGAGAAGUGCUGGAAAGAAUUGGAAGUUAUUUCCCUUCCAGCUGGGCUGUGCUCUUAAAAAUAGUGAGUGUGUAUGGAUGAAAAUAAUCCUGACGACUGAGAUGCGUUGCCAUGUACCCAGAGAUAAUUGGCUCACUCACCUGUUUACAGAUUAUUCACAUUGGAGAUCAUAUUCAUCGCUCCAGAAUAGUUUCUUUCUGACACCCAAUACAAUCCCAGGCCUUCUCCUUCCUACUGUUACCUGGCGUGAGCUUAGGAAACCCAAACUAAAUUUAAAAUCAGCCUAAACAAACAUGCAGAUCAGCUGCAGGCCUCAAAGACUGAAAAUCAGUCCAGCACUUACUAGUUUGGGGAUUCUAAUAACUAUGCUACCAAUUCUUUUGGUGUAGUGUGGAUAAUUCAGAAUUACCAGUGUUUAGAAAUAUAAUUUUAACAGAGCUAAAAAGUAUGUUAGCAGAUCAAGUCCUCAAUGUCUUCCAUUUCUAUGUAUAGGUCUUUACCUCACAACACUGCUACAAGCACCAGGCUCCCUGAUGGAAAGGGCCAUCGUGCAACAAACCCCUGGGGUGAUCCCUUCGAGACGCAGGCUUGGGUUUCAUCCUCACACCAAGUGCUCCUCCUCCACGGCCUCGGCAGGGAAGUGCGUCUUAUGUCAGCAUCCUGGGGCAUCAUGUGAGAGUCUGCUCUGAGGCCUCCCUAAAUUGUGCUGCCACACACCAGGAGCGAGAGGGCAAGAGUGGGCUGCGACGAGGGGCUUGCACCACAGCUCGUGUUUGGUCCAGGCAUCCGACACUGAAUCUCUCUUCUGCUAUCCUUUGUACUCAAGCAAAAUCUCCGUGCAACACAUCUGCUUAGAAGAGACUGACUGUGCACGGUUCUCCAUUGUGAUGAAAGCACAUGGUACUGUUUUCCAAAGAGAAUAGCCCAAAAUUGUCUUGGCGAAAAGAAAACCAACCUGCUGUUUUCGCAGAAUAUUUGCCAUCUCUCUGCGAAAGGAAGAAAGCCCAGGAGCCCUCCAGCUUCUGUGGGAUGUCUGCGUGGUGAAGCAUAGGCCGAGGCUAGCUGGGAACGGCGUGCAGUGAAUGUUAAUCCAGAGCUGCCGCUGGCCGAGUGCACCCACGGGGAGAUGAUUCCUCAUGAAGAACCUGGAUCCCCUACAGAAAUCAAAUGUGACUUUCCGUUUAUCAGACUAAAAUCCGAGCCAGCCAGCCAGUGAAGCAGUCACCGUGGAGGGAGGGCGGCGAAAGAUGAAAUCCACGCAGGAGCGGAGCAAUGAAUGCCUGCCUCCCAAGAAACGCGAGAUCCCGGCCACCAGCCGGCCGUCCGAGGAGAAGGCUGCGGCGCCGCCCAGUGACAACCACAGGGCGGAGGCCGUGGCCUGGCUCCCUGGCAACCCUGGCGGCCGAGGCCACGGGGGCGGGAGGCACGGGCCGGCAGGGACCUCGGUGGAGCUCGGUUUACAGCAGGGAAUAGGUUUACACAAAGCAUUGUCCACUGGGCUGGACUACUCCCCACCCAGUGCUCCCAGGUCGGUCCCAGCGGCCACCACGCUGCCCGCGGCGUACCCUCCCCCGCAGUCAGGGACGCCCGUGUCCCCCGUGCAGUACGCUCACCUGCCACACACCUUCCAGUUCAUCAGCUCCUCCCAGUACAGCGGCCCUUACGCCGGCUUCAUCCCGUCACAGCUGAUCUCCCCCACAGCCAACUCCGUCACCAGUGUGGUGGCCUCCGCGGCGGGCGCCACCGCCCCAUCCCAGCGCUCCCAGCUGGAGGCCUACUCCACUCUGCUGUCCAACAUGGGAGGGCUGAGCCAGGCCCCCCCGGGACACAAGGUUGAGCAUCAGCAGCACCUGGGCAGGGCACCGGGGCUCGUCACCCCGGGGUCCCCGCCGCCCACCCAGCAGAACCAGUACGUCCACAUUUCCAGUUCUCCGCAGAGCACCGGGCGCCCGGCCUCUCCUCCGCCCAUCCCCGUCCACCUCCACCCCCAUCCGACGAUGAUCCCACACACGCUCACCCUGGGGCCCUCCUCCCAGGUCGUCGUGCAAUACACGGACUCCGGCAGCCACUUUGUCCCUCGGGAGUCCACCAAGAAGGCCGAGGGCGGCAGGCUGCAGCCGUCCAUCCAGUCCAAGGAGGUCCUCAACGGGGAGAUGGAGAAGAGCCGGCGGUACGGGGUUCCGUCCUCGGCCGACCUGGGCCUGGGCAAAGCCGGGGGCAAGGCGGUCGCUCACCCCUACGAGUCCAGGCACGUGGUGGUCCACCCCAGCCCCGCGGACUACAGCAGCCGAGAUGCCCCAGGGGUGCGGGCCUCUGUGAUGGCUCUGCCCAACAGCAGCACGCCCGCCACAGACCUGGAAGUGCAGCAGGCCACGCACCGCGAGGCUUCGCCCUCCACCCUCAACGACAAAGGCAACCUGCACCUGGGGAGGCCAGGCCACCGCUCCUACGCUCUGUCACCCCACACGGUCAUUCAGACCACGCCCAGUGCUUCAGAGCCCCUCCCGGUCGGACUGCCCGCCACGGCCUUCUACGCAGGGACGCAGCCCCCAGUUAUCGGCUACCUGAGCGGCCAGCAGCAAGCAAUCACCUACGCCGGCAGCCUGCCGCAGCACCUGGUGAUCCCCGGCACCCAGCCCCUGCUCAUCCCGGUCGGCAGCACCGACAUGGAGGCGUCGGGCGCAGCCUCUGCCAUCGUCACCUCGUCGCCCCAGUUUGCUACAGUGCCCCCUCACACCUUCGUCACUACUGCCCUCCCCAAGAGCGAGAACUUCAGCCCCGAGGCCCUGGCCACCCCGGCCGCCUACCCGGCCAUGGUGCAGGCCCAGAUCCACCUGCCUGUGGUGCAGUCGGUGGCGUCCCCCGCGGCGGCUCCGCCCACGCUGCCCCCCUACUUCAUGAAAGGUUCCAUCAUCCAGUUGGCCAACGGGGAGCUGAAGAAGGUGGAGGACUUGAAAACGGAAGACUUCAUUCAGAGCGCGGAGAUCAGCAACGACCUGAAGAUCGACUCGAGCACUGUGGAGAGGAUCGAGGACAGCCACAGCCCGGGCGUGGCUGUGAUCCAGUUCGCAGUGGGGGAGCACCGAGCGCAGGUCAGCGUGGAAGUCUUGGUCGAGUAUCCUUUUUUUGUGUUUGGACAGGGCUGGUCGUCCUGCUGCCCGGAGAGAACCAGCCAGCUCUUUGAUCUGCCGUGUUCCAGACUCUCAGUAGGUGACGUCUGCAUCUCGCUCACCCUCAAGAACGCCAAGAAUGGCUCUGUUAAAAAGGGCCAGCCCGCAGAUGCUGCCAGUGUCCUGCUGAAGCGCUCAAAGACCGACAGCCUGGCGGGCAGCAGACACAGGUACGCCGAGCAGGAGAACGGGCUCAAUCAGGGAAGCGCUCAGAUGCUGUCUGAGAACGGUGAACUGAAGUUUCCAGAGAAGAUGGGCUUGCCCGCGGCACCCUUCUUCACGAAAGUAGAACCCAGCAGGCCCGCGGCCGCGAGGAAGAGGAGGUGGUCGGCGCCGGAGACCCGCAAACUGGAGAAGUCGGAGGACGAGCCGCCUUUGACUCUUCCCAAGCCUUCUCUGAUUCCUCAGGAGGUCAAGAUUUGCAUCGAGGGCCGGUCUAACGUGGGCAAGUAGAGGCAGAGCGGACGAGGCGCCGCGGCCGUCCCGUGCCCUUCCUUCGUAUCCAGAUUACUGUACUGUAGGCUAAAUAACACAGUAUUUACAUGUUAUCCUCUUACUUUAGAUUUCUGUUCUAACCUUGUCAUUACAGUUACAGCAGGUGUGUCGCAGGAGACUGGUGCAUACGCUUUGUCCGCGAGUGUCUGUCGGGGAGUGGCGGGUGGGCCACUGGCAGGCAGGGCAGCAGCCGGCAGGUGCCCGGGCCCGCCGGGGUCCCGAGAGAGGCCAAUGGGAAGGGACCUGCAGGGGUAGAGGGGCGUGUGCCUGUGAGGGUGCGUGGGGGCCACAGCGGGCGGGUGAGGGUCUCUCGGCCCCUGCCUCCCUCUGUGCUGCCCUCUUGCCUUCAGCGGGGGCUGGGGGUAGGGGGCGGUGCAGAGCAGCAUCCUCCUGGGGUUCCCACAUUCAAAGUCAACAUCAGGACCCCAGCUUCAGGGCAGGCGGCAGAUGGAAAGGAAAGCUCUCCGUUUCAAAGAACGUUUUUCUCUCCAACACAUUUUACAAUAAAAGCAACUUUUAAUCAUAUAGAGAUAUAUUUCCCCCUAUGGGGCCUUGACUGCACUGAUACAUAUUUCUUUUUUUUAAAGAGCAACUGCCACACGUGGGAUUUCAUUUCUGCUUUACUAGUGCAGUGAUGUCGCCAAGGGUGUCGCCGUGGGCAGGGAGGCCCUGCCCGUAUCACCCUCCCCACCCCCAACACAGCCUGCACCAUGAUGGGGGGCUGGGGCUGGGGUGAGGGAACACCCUCGCUGGUUCUGUGCAGUGCUAGGAGAACCAGUCCGAUCCUAGCCUUGUGGCUCCAGAAAGGUAGAUGCAGACCACCCAGCAGUGAGAGCACCAGGAGCUCUCGCGCUGAGUUGGCAAGUCUUUGUGUCUUUGCAGUCCUACUUAAGAGUCCAUGGCAAUGGACAGCACGGGUGCCACUGCUUUCAGAUUCCAGUGUGACACGAGGAAUUCGAUUCUGAAAAUGAGCAUAGAUUCCUGUUUUCUAAGCACUUACAAUGCCUGUCACCCUUUAUCAUCAAGCAUCUUGAUCUGUGUCAUUCAACGAGUACUGUAUCUCACUUUCAACUUUCGGGAAAGAAAAUCAACCAACACACAAAAACUAAGUUGCUUUCUUUUUUGUUUGUCAACACUGUUAACUGCAUUUCAGCUCUGCAGAGUUGCUCCCGGCAAGAUUUGGAAAGUCUCCGUGUGGUUGAAAGGGACGAACGUGAAUGACGAGCUAGUGUAUGACAGAAAAUGACCACCAAGUACUACCUGACAGGAGGCACUUGUCACUUUGAUGUUGGAGAAGGAGUGAAAGGCAUAUAUGCAGAGUUGGCAGAGAAACAGAGAGAAGGGAUGGAGAGAAGCCUCAUUUUUGUCCAGUGUUUUUCCUUUUAAGAUGAACUUUUAAAGAACCUUGCGAUUUGCACAUCUUGAGUUUAUAAUUGGUGUGAUAUUCCUGCAGUUUUUACCUAAUAACAUUGUGGGAAAGGUUUGGGGGACUGAACGAGCAUAAAUAAAUGUAGCAGAAUUUCUUUCUAAACUGCCUAAGCUCUAGGCUGUUUUAUAAGGUUAUGUUCCUUUCAGAAUUCACUUUGGUCUUUCUGCCGCCUCUGUCACAAAAAGCCAGGUCUCAGCAGGACAACCUGGAGAACUGUCUUCAGACUCACUGAGAGAGUUUUCCAUCAACAUUUGUAUUUGUGAGCAAGUUUUUUUUUUUAAAGACUUACUUUACUAUUAUUGUUAUUAAUGUUUUCAGAUGACUUUUUUUUUUCUAUUUGGAAUCCAAUCAAGAUUUCGUGUUUGGUACAAACCCAGAAAGGGUAUUUCAUAGGUUACAUCUUUCAUUCCCAAGAUAUCUGAUAUCAUUUGUGGGUUUUGAGUGCAUUUUAAAAUGCUUAAAAAAAAGGUUUUAUAAGCAGGGAGAAAUUUUUGACUGUUGUUUGGAUGGCUGCAGCUAACCUGAGAAAGUACUUACUUGAUGUUUCUGUGGCCAUUGAAAAUAGGACUUCUGCCAUUUUAUGAAUUUACAAAAGAAAAUAUGCUACCAUCAACCCACAUGUUGGCUCCCUAGGAUUCCUUUACAUUUGGUUCUCACAGGGACUAAUGAUUCUUAUAAACCAUUUUCUGGGGUGUACCAAAAACAUCUGAGUAGGUUAAGAAUAGCUAGACUCUUUCCUUGAAUUUUCUAGCCGAGCUGGUGGGGUGGGACCUGGUGGGCCCUCCCACCCUCGCGGUCACACUGCUUCUGUAGUGUUGUAUUUUUUUAAACAUUUCCGUUUAGAGAACUUGCUUAAUCUUCCAUAUAUUCUGCUCAGGGCACUUGCAAUGAAUAGGUUUUGUUUUUCCCUUUUGUUUUUUUAACCUUUGAUGGUAAGAGGACUCUGGGGCUGCCACACAGACUUUGCUCUCAGUGGUACCACUAUCUACAACUCACGUGGACUCAGAGAGACACGAUACCCCUCUUGCUUACUUUCCGUACUGAACUGACCGGAUCCACCACCCCAACACUAAAACGGGAAAACACACAUGGUUUGGAGCAAUAGGAACAUCCUCAUGCUUUUCAUGGUUCUGUUUCAGGUAUAGGAAUUGUAAAACAAUUGGUUCUUUCUAAACAUCUGUCCCAUUUCACACUCUCUUGCUUUUUUUUUUUUUUUUUUUUAGAAUGUGCAAUACUUUCCGUGCCAAUAGAAUCUGACCAGUGUGCUAUAGUGAAAGCUCAUUCCUUUUAGGCUUAUUCCUUGUUCACGUGAUCUUUCCAAUCUCUUCCCCCCCCCCGCCCUCCCCCUCCCCCCCGGUUCUGGCCAGGGAAGGGCAGCCUCCUCCCGCCUUUCCCACUGCGAGUGCUGAGUGUUGGGGCAGGAGCCUGCAGGAGCCCCCAGUGUCUGUCACCCCACUGCAGGAUGGGGCCAGCUGAGGAGACCCCGGGAGAACCACACGGAAUAGUGAUGAUGGAGCAUGGACAGGAAGGAGGCAGGUGGAUUUCUGGGGCGCACUCUGGAGCAACGUAGGCUGGAGGCGACCCAUUUUCCAUGGUCUCGAGGCCUGUGUCCUCUGAGCGUGGGGCAACAAGUGUGACCUGUUGUGUGCAUGCGUGCUGAGUGUGCUGGCCCGUGACCGUGGAGGGGACCACCUGCCAACCAUGGUCUCUGUCCCUGUAGCAGCUUUCUCUUGAAAGAGGAAGAAUGCACAGAGGGCAGAGAAGCCCCCUCUCGUCCCCCGACGCUGGCGUGCCCCUGGCUGUGGCCAGCGCUCUGUGUAGCAAACCUGUGGAUGACAGGGGUUGAAAUUCUGUAGUGCCCCUCCACUGCCAAGGAUCAGCCGCAUGCCGUGCACCAUGUCCACUUGGUAGGCGUGCCUCAGAGCCGGCUCGCAUGCUCGCUUUCUUUCCCGUUUUCCAUUUUUAAACUACUAACAGCAGGCCUUCUGUGUUUACAACUGAACACAAUCACCAAGAAAUUAGUCAGGGCGAAAAGAAAAAAAAAAAACUAAUAAUACUAUUCAUAAGAAACCAACAAACAAGAACCUCUCUGUAUAGGGAUUUCUAAAUAUAUAAAAAUGACUGUUCCUUAGAAUGUGUUUAAGAAUCUUUGAGUUUGCCUGGGCCACCUUGGGGCAGGGGGUGGGAUGGGUGUGGCGAGGGACGCCACUUACCUCAAAUCUGUGAACGUGGAGUCCAGACUGCCCUGUCAUCUGGACUUCCAGGAUCCUCGUGUGCGCGCGUCGGUUCUGGGUUUCUCUGCGCCGCGCCCACUUUGGCUUGGGGUAACCUGAGUUUGUCGGUGGCAUUGCCCCACUUGUCACAAGGAGUUGUGAGCCUGUGUGUUGUGUGUGAGGUGAGUGUGAUGGGCCCCCCUCCUCUUUUCUCCCCCCGUACAGGGAACACUCUGCGGAAACUUCACACCUCUUACUCAGGGACGGGGCUGGUGUGUGGGGUACACGGGGGUGUCCGGAAGCAGCACUUUGACUGCUCUGGAGUAGGGUUGUACAAUUUCAAGGACUGUUUGGAUUUCCUGCAUCUUGUGGAUGACUCCUUAGAUACGCAUAGAUCGCAAUAUAAUGCUGCAUGUUCGGGACGAACAGUAGCUCCUAGUAAUCCUAAAAUCCACUCUUUGCACAUAGUUUUGAUCUUUCCUGAAAUACGUUGCCAAAAUUUAUAUUUUUGGUUGUUGUCUUCGUCGUGGCUUUGGGUUUUUGUUUUUGUUUCUUAAGGAAACAAUCAAUAUCCUUUAACACCUGUGACUACUAAGGAAACCUAUUUCUUCCAUAGAGAAACAUCUUAGAUGCUUUUGAAGACACUAACACCAUGCUAUUUCAGACAUGGGUGAGGGCCCCAGGGGGGCAGAGGGCCGAGCUUUGUGUGGCAGGCUGGUUGUCAUGGCUACUGGGUCAUGAACCUGCAAGGAACCCAGCCGCCUGGUCCCUUCCCUCCCGAAGGCCACCCCCCCCCCGCCCCCGCCCUGCUCCUCCAACCUCGUCACCCUCCACGAUUCCAGGUAAAAACCGGGGCCAGGGGCCCUGUGUGUUGGGCGGUGACCCGAAAGGGAAGAGCAUUACAAACUCGGUUUGUUUUUAAAAUGGUGUGGGGGCCUUUGCUUCCACCUUUGUCUUUUUAACCCAGGAUUUCUGAAAUAGAGAACUUAAGAACACAUCAAGUAAUAAAUACACAGAGCAUAUACUUUUUUUUAAUGAAGCACAGGCAUAGGCUAUUGUGUUGGGCUGGUUUCCACCCAUUUCCACAGUGUUCUAUUUCUGUUGGUAGGGAAGGUCCAAACGAGUUGCACACCUCUACUUCGGAGCUGAGAUUUCUUUGACAUAGAUGACCUCGCUUCAGAUUUGUUACCUUACCGAUAGGAUCUGUUCUUGUAGUACUAUACCUUGUGGGAAGGUUUUUUUUUUUUUUCUAAUGUACACCUAAUUUGAGAAGCUGAAGAAAACGAAUUUUGAAGCACUCACUUUGAGUACAGGUAAUGUUUAAAAAAAAUUGCACAAAAGAAAAAUGAAUGUCGAGACGCUUCAUUCAGUGUUUGAAAGAUACGGAUCUGUUGAAACGAGUUUCAUAGUUUGUUUGUAAAAAAAAAAAAAAACAGCAGAGAAGGGUUGAAAGUUCCAUGUGGUUUUUUUUGUUUUUUUGUUUUUUUUUUUUGUACAUAGAAAUGUGUCAUGAUGUCUAAGUGAUCAGCUGUGUAUGGUUCUGGCCUGGAAGAAUUCUUACGUAAAAGGCUCUUAAACUAGACCUGUGCUUCCUGUUGCGCUGUUCACAGCGCCCCGCCUGAGGGAGGGGACUGGACUCUGCUACUCAGAAGACUGCUCGUUCCUGCGCUCAGUGCUUCCCUGAGCUCCCUUGUUAGUCGCCACUCUUAAGCCAUUGCAAUUCCUUGUCCUCCAGAGGUGAUGUCUGACCUUCUCAGCACUUCUUGUUCCUCUAAACCCAAAGAAUAUAACCCUGAACAGGAAGUGUUUGUAACAAGUGAUCCUAGCUACCAAGAAAACAGGAUUCAUUAUGGGGACAGAAAACCCACAAUUGGUUAGCCGUCUUCGAAGCCCCAACCACCCCCCCCCCCACCUCAUUUAAGUGGUUAAAUGGAAACACCUUUAUUAAGUGGUGAAAUCAAUUGAAACAACUCAUUUUUUUUAUUUUAAAAAGAGGCCAAGAUCAAUAUGGAACUUCUCAGAAGUCAUUUUAUUGUCCAAAAACCAGGCUGGAGGACAGCUGUGGGUGAGUUAGCAAACUACCCCCCCCCCCCCCCCCGCAGCUCUUCAAUUCAGAAUCUCCCCUCCCUUCUUGGCUGGGUGCAGCUGCUCUGGUUGCUAACAUCCACCUGUACCAGGGCAGCAGGAAACAGCGGCUUCGGUUUUUCACGUCCCCAUGACUUGCAUACAAACGGUUCAACUUGUAUUAAAAAGAAAUGCAUUUGGCCAAUCGGUAGACCCUCUGCAGUAACAGUCUCUUAAGAAUCCCCAAGGACUUCCCUUGUCUGAAAGGACUCCAGUCUUCCACUGCAGAUUCAUUGGAGACUUCACCCACCCCCACCCCUCCCUACCCCUCCCCCUUCAGUUCAUUUGUCCGUUUGCUGUCUGGAUGGCCCAUGAGCUUGUCUCCUUUUCUGUGGCUACUCGGAAGGCCUCCGUGGCAAGCGCUGUUUACAGUGAUCCUUACCAAGAUAACCCACGGUACUCCAGAAUUUCUAAGGCCGAGGUGGCACUAGCUUAGGGCUGUGGGCUACCAAGAGCACCACCCACAAGCGCCAUGCACAGACUUCCACCUGUUCUUUACAAUCUGGCGCAGGAUUGGGGCAAAUCCUUUUGUCGGUGAACUCGACACCUGUGCAUCCGGUUGUCCGAGUGCUGCCCUCUUGGCUGGGACUCGUCCUCCCCAGCCUGCACUGCUCCACUGCAAACCCGAGUCCACUGAAGGAGGUUCCAGUAGAGUCCUUGUCAGUAUUGGUGGUGGCCUUCCGAGCAGACAGCACCCUCCUCCUCUCUCAACAGCAAGGUCCCGGCCUCAGAGCCAUGUCCGAGAUUGGUCCCACUGGGUGUCCUAGUUUAGGGUGGGCACCUGCCCAGCCUCCACUCAUAUGCCUCUCACAGGCCAAGGGAAAUCAGAUCCCAGCACUUGGGUUGAGGGCACUACCAGACUGGAGAUGGAGGGAAGGAAUGAUGUUUUGCACCUUAUUGAAAAGAAAAUUUUAAGUGCAUACAUAGCUAAGAGCUUUUAUUGUGACAGGAGAACUUUUUUCCAUAUGCGUGCAUACUCUGUAAUUCCAGUGUAAAAUAUUGUACUUGCACUAGCUUUUUUAAAACAAAUAUUAAAAAAAUGGAAGAAUUCAUAUUCUAUUUUCUAAUUGUGGUGUGUCUAUUUGUAGGAUACACUCAAGUCUGUUUAUUGAAUUUUAUGGUCCCUUUCUUUGAUGGUGCUUGCAGGUUUUCUAGGUAGAAAUUAUUUCAUUAUUAUAAUAAAACAAUGUUUGAUUCAAAAUUUGAACAAAAUUGUUUUAAAUAAAUUGUCUGUAUACCAGUACAAGUUUAUUGUUUCAGUAUACUCGUACUAAUAAAAUAACAGUGCCAAUUGCAAA